CACUGACGGCAGAGAGAGAAAGGGAGCGCACACCGGGAACAGAGGGAAGGCCUGCCGAGUGGGAGUAGGGAGAGAGCUCGGGCUGCUGGCGGUGGAUACAUUCAUCCUCCAAACAGGCCAGGCGCACCUGGUGGCAUCAGCAGGCGAUGGCAGCCGAUGAUGACACUGACACAAGCCUCUGCUAGGUCCCUGAGAGUAGGCUUGUGGAACCGCCUGUAGGCUAACAGGCGCAAGUUCUAUGGCAAUGCCAGUCUCUCCAGGUCUGGGACACUUCUGUGCCUGAGUUGAGGCCAGGGCUGGGAACCACUGUGAUGUGACACUUCUCUAGGGAGUUGUCACUCAGGCUUCACUAGCCAAUCACAGAGUCCAGACGGACCCGCCAGUCAGACGGGAGAGCACUUCCGUUCCUUAAUAAAUAAAGGUUCGGGCUUGUGCCUGAGGGAGGCUCCGGUGGUUCCGUGUCCCGGUCUGUGACCUGCUGCCUGUAGCAGAGGAGAUCGGGGCGAGCUCGGGAUCCACGCCAUGGAUGCAGUGACCUAUGAGGAUGUGCAUGUGAACUUCUCCCGAGAAGAGUGGGCUUUGCUGAAUCCUUCUCAGAAGAGUCUCUACAAAGAUGUGAUGCUGGAAACCUACUGGAACCUUACUUGUAUAGGCUACAAAUGGGAAGACUGCAAUAUUGAGGAUCAUCAUCAAAAUUCUGGAAGACAUGGAAGGUGUAUCAACUGUCCCUCUGGAUAUGGAAAGAAGCAGUGUACCUACGAUGUCUUUCCUAGAACAAUUAGAAGAAGAUAUGUAGUCAUUCCCUUUGUGAGAAGAGGAGGUGACUGUGAUACAAGUUUCCAAGUACUUGGCUUUCCAGCUUCAGUGGGAAUACAUCAAAAUACUGACAUUGGAGAAAAGCCCUAUGAGCACAAGGAAGGUGAAAAGCCUUCUGUCUGUCCUGGUUCACUUUGCACAUGUAGUGUGACUCACACUAUAGGAAAACGUUAUGAAUGCAAUCAGUGUGGUAAGUCUCUGAGUUCUUCCAGUCCUUUUCAGAGACAUGAGGAAACUCGUAUGGGAAAAGGAAGUGAUAAAUGUGAGCCAAGCAGUAAAAGCUUCACCCAUCACAGGCAUCUUCAGAUACAGAAGACUCCCUAUAAUGAAGAGGACCUCUAUGAGUGCAAUCAAUGUGGUAAAUCCUCUUUACAGUUACACCGAAGAACUCAUUUGGAAAUGAAAUGCUGUGAAUGUAAUCAAGGAGAUAAACUGAUUACACACCAGAAUUGUAAUCAAGUAGGUAGAGCUAAUACUAGAGACACAAAGCAUGACUAUCAUCAAUGUGGUAAAACCUUUGCAUGUUCCAGUUAUCUUCAAAUACAUGAAAGAAUUCAUACUGCAGAGAAACCCUAUAAGUGUAAUCAAUGUGGUAGAGCCUUUACAUGUCACAGCACUCUUCAAAUGCACGAAAGAAUUCAUACCGGAGAGAAACCCUAUAAGUGUAAUCAAUGUGGUAAAACCUUUGCAUGUAAGAGGUAUCUUCAAAUACAUGAAAGAAUUCAUACUGGAGAGAAACCCUAUAAGUGUAGUCAAUGUGGUAAAGCCUUUGCUUGUAACAGUUAUCUUCAAAUCCAUGAAAGAAUUCAUACUGGAGAGAAACCCUAUAAAUGUAGUCAGUGUGGUAAAGCCUUUGCAUGUAAUAGUUAUCUUCAAAUGCAUGAAAGAAUUCAUACUGGAGAGAAACCCUAUAAGUGUAAUCAAUGUGAUAAAGCCUUUGCAUGUAACAGUAAUCUUCAAAAGCAUGAAAGAACUCAUACUGGAGAGAAACCCUAUAAAUGUAAUCAAUGUGGUAAAGCCUUUACAUGUCACAGUACUCUUCAAAUCCAUGAAAGAAUCCAUACUGGAGAGAAACCCUAUAAAUGUAAUCAAUGUGGUAAAGCCUUUGCACGUAAAAGAUAUCUUCAAAUCCAUGAAAGAAUUCAUACUGGAGAGAAACCCUAUGAAUGUAAUCAAUGUGGUAAAGCCUUUGCACAUAGCAGUAGUCUUCAAAAGCAUGAAAGAACUCAUACUGGAGAGAAACCCUUUGAAUGUAAUCAAUGUGGUAAAGCCUUUGCAUGUCUUAGUACUUUUCAAAAGCAUGAAGGAAUUCACACUGACAAAAUCCCCCAGCAAUCUAAGAAAUGAGGUGUAGCUUUGUGUACUACAUUCAUUUUCCCAUCUGAAUUUUCUUAGUGGUGUUUAAGAUUUGUAGAACCAUUUCUUCAUUAAACUAUUGUUUCCUUUUCAAAUUUCAGAUGUAUUGUCACUCCAAAAUAUAGGAAUACCAGACAAUUUGAAUAAUAAAAUCUAUUUGUGAA
Arvicanthis niloticus (Nile rat) is the source of this 2336-nucleotide messenger RNA. RefSeq lists its product as uncharacterized. Gene Ontology annotation, molecular function: DNA-binding transcription factor activity, RNA polymerase II-specific; RNA polymerase II cis-regulatory region sequence-specific DNA binding. Gene Ontology annotation, biological process: regulation of transcription by RNA polymerase II. The record is from RefSeq and is a predicted model, not a curated record. NCBI's taxonomy places the organism in Eukaryota, Metazoa, Chordata, Mammalia, Rodentia, Muridae.